Molecule: messenger RNA, 3837 nt
Organism: Marasmius oreades (fairy-ring Marasmius)
Lineage: Eukaryota; Fungi; Basidiomycota; Agaricomycetes; Agaricales; Marasmiaceae
Exons: 16
Coding region: 83-3742 (1219 amino acids)
Biological process (GO): SCF complex assembly; protein ubiquitination
Cellular component (GO): nucleus
Source: RefSeq, a predicted model, not a curated record
CUCACCUUACCCUUACGCCACCACGAUCCCUUUUCAUCGUUCAUUUUUCUCAUAAUUCUUUUGCAGUUUUUCUUUUUUCACGAUGACCAAAUCUUACCUCAUGAAUGGAUUGAUAGAGAAGAUGCAAUCGCCAGACCAGGACUUUCGAUUCAUGGGUUUGAACGAUUUAAUGAAUGAGAUCAAGCAAGACCAAGGUUCUUUCGUUGGAGAUGAAGUGCUUGAAAACAAAGUAUUAGGACAAGUACUUGCAUUGGUUGAGGAUAAGAUCUCAGAGGUCAAAAACCAAGCUGUCAAAUGUCUCGGCCAAUUAAUCAAGAUUCUGCGUCAAACACAGAUGGAGAUGGUGGUAGACAAGUUGAUCGAGUUUUCUGGUGGCAAGGAUGAUGAACUUCGGGAUAUCUCGGCUCUAGCCCUCAAGACCAUUACUGCUGAAUUACCGGCCGAUGGAAAGAUAUCUGCUUCGGCGUGUGCGAAACUAACGCCCAAAUUGUUAGGCCAGGCAGAAAAGUCUGACACGCCGCCAGAAGCCCUGGUAGAGACACUGUCUAUCCUCUCCAUUUUGAUCAGCCGGUUCCCUCAAAACCUAUCUAGCGCGACAUUUUCUCCGCCUCCGUUGGUUGUCCUUGCCCCCUUACUUUCUCACUCUCGCCCCGUUGUACGAAAACGCGCCAUCGUCACUCUUUCUCAGUUCAUACCCAUUUCCCAACCGGGACUAUUCAACGAAUUGUUGAAAUCAAGUGUACUUCCUCAUCUAGCAGCAAAUGCGAACAUCGAAAAACAACGGACCACAGUGCAAUUGAUUGCUGCUGUUGCGAGACAUUCGCCUUCACAAAUCGCGCAAUCGCUAGGGGAAAUCGUUCCCCCAAUCACUAAAGCGAUUCAGAGGGAUGAUGACGAGCUGAGGGAGGGAUGUUUACAGGCUCUGGAGGUGUUGUUAUUGAGAUGUCCCGGUGAACUCACCCCUUACAUCUCGAGUGUCAUUCAAGUCGGGAAUCAAUACAUCAAAUACGAUCCAAAUUACGCGGGUGGAGAUGAGGAAGAGGAAAUGGACGUGGAUGAUGAUGGCGACGACGACGACGCCGAACUUGAUGAAUAUUCCGAUGACGAAGACACUUCAUACAAGAUUCGGCGUUCCGCCACAAAACUUCUCGCAGCUCUUAUAGCUACGCGACCAGAACUGCUCUCCGUCGUUUACAAGGAAGUUUCUCCUGUUCUUAUUUCACGCUUUGGUGAUCGUGAAGAAACUGUCAAGCUAGAAGUCUGGUCCACAUAUGCCAUUCUUCUGAGUCAGACAGCCGUUUAUGGUGGUCUUUCGCAGACUGCAGAAGAUGUCACCCACGGGAAGCGAAAACGAGAUACGGAUACGAUGGAGACAGAAGGAAGCCCUUACUCUUUGUUGAAAGGGCAGGUCCCCAAUCUUUCUAAAGCCUUACUUAAUCAACUCAAGGCCCCGAAAACACCUCCAGCUACACUUCAAGCUGGAUUUUCGCUCUUGCUUUCACUUUUGACUGUUAUGCCCGGAAGUUUAUCCAAUCAAGUGCCAUUAAUCACUUCAACCUCGAAAUCGGUUUUAUCACAACCACCGACGACCUCCACUUCCACACUCUACCUCUCAUGCUUGUCUUUUCUCAGCUUGUUCUUCUCCUCCCAUUCACCCCCUGCCUUCAUCGGUUCUCUGCCCACUCUUACGCCACCUUUAAUCAAAGCUGUCGGAGAGCGUCACCCCCGUGUUGCAUCAGAGGCCUUCCGUGUCUUUUCUGCUCUUUUACAGGCGAUGAAGCCAGUGAAGAACACAGAUUGGACCGACAAACUUUACGAGCUCGCAUUGGUACGAUUGACAAAUCACGAUACAGACGCCGAAGUCCGAGCAAAUGCAGAAGACUGCAUCGCCGAUUUAUGGAUCUGCGCGAAUGACAUGAUGAAGGGCAAAGAUAGGAAAGAAUGGGAGGCAAUUUGCCGGCAAAAUGGAAGGUCCGAGGGUGCAAUCAAGGUUAUAAUCAAAGUCGCUAGCGAGGUCACCGUCGGAGACGACUGGGUCAAUGGGUGCGUCGAAUGGCUGAUUGGUCUUCUGAAGAAAGCCGGGAGGGCCGGCAAAACGGAGACCUUCACCGCUAUCGAUGUUCUGCUGAGGAGUUAUACUGCCGGUGUACCAGCUGAAUUACCCAGUGUUCUGAUCACGCAUAUCAAGCCCUACUUGACUGUUUCGGACAUUGCGUUGCUCUCGCAGGCCCUCACCACACUCUCCGUCCUGCUCAAACUCGCCCCAGCGAUCACUUUCCCGGAGGUUGAGAAGUUCCUCUUGUCGACUAUCUACACUAUUUCUCACUCUCCUCUGGUUUCCGGGUCUGCGCUCGAUUCGUUGUUGGCCUUCUAUGCUGCUCUUAUCCGCGCGGACGAACAAAUUGCUACGCAUGUUGUACCGAAUUUGGUCCUCACGGUGGAGAAAGUUGGCAGGGUGGAUGCCAAUCCGGCUAAUGUAGCCAAAUGUGUCGCACAAGUAGUGAGAAGCCAUCAGGGUGUUGCAGCUGGAACCAUUGUAGAAUAUGCUAAGCAUAUCAAGUCUUCAAAAGCGAAAGUAUCGACAGUUGUUCUCAGCCUUCUCAUCCUGGGCGAAUUAGGUCGUUUCAUUGACAUGACUCCCCAGCAAGAUAUCUUCGCCAACGCUAUCGAACACUUUUCUGCCGAACAGGAAGAAGUUCGUUCAGCUGCCGCCUUUGCGGCGGGUAAUAUCGCGAUCGGCAAUCCCCAUCAAUUCCUUCCUGCGAUAGUCAAGCUUGUGCAGAGCGAUGCGAAGAAACGCUUGCUGGCUCUUCAUGCCUUGAAGGAGGUCGUGACCCACUGCUCAAAUAGCCAACUCGAAAACGUGACCGAUCUACUAUGGGUUCCUCUCUUUGAAAAUUCGGAGAACUCUGAAGAAGCAACGCGAAAUGUUGCUGCAGCAUGCCUUGGCAAGCUAGCAACGACUCACCCAUCGAAAUAUCUUCCGCAGCUUCAUGCCCGAAUCCGUGAUAGCGACCCUGCAGCCAGGGCAACGGUUGUCUCGGCCAUACGCUACACCUUUGCAGACACUGCACAAUCUUAUGAUGAACUUCUUUCACCACUUCUUGUCGACUUCCUUUCCUUGAUGGUGGACAGUGAUUUGACUGUUCGUCGACUGACGCUAUCGGCUUUGAAUUCCGCUGCUCGCACCAAACCGCAUCUCGUCAGGGAUCAUUUGAACGCCCUCCUUCCCAACUUGUACCAGGAAACGAUCGUCAACCAGGAUCUCAUUAGAACAGUGCAAAUGGGCCCUUGGACACACAAGGUGGAUGAUGGUCUUGAAGCACGGAAGACCGCCUAUGAGACCAUGUACACGCUGCUGGAUACUUGUUUGACGAAGCUCGACUUGCACGAGUUCAUCGGUCGCGUCUUCUCUGGCCUUGCAGAUGAUUCGGAUGAAAUCAAGGUCAUCUCCCACAUGAUGCUUUUCCGAUUAUCGCAAGUAGCGCCUGCCGCUGUAUCUCAACGGCUAGAUGAAGCCACUCCACAGCUCGAGAAAACGAUGAAGGGAGCACAAGUGACAAAGGAUACAGUCAAGCAAGACUUAGAGCGGGCCGCUGAACUACAGAGAAGCGCGUUAAGAGCGGUAGCAGCUCUCAGUAAAGUUGGCGCUGGUGUUUCGCCUCGAUUUGAUACGUUUGUGGAGGAGCUAAAGAAGAACCCAACUUGGGGUGCCGAGUUUAAAGAGUUGGUCGGACAAUGAAUGUGGACUCGAAUUUGAUCGAAAUAGUGUGUACUACCAUGACUUUCAUGUUUAUUUUACUGUGGUCCAGGCGAGAAUCUAAUUGAUCGUGCUUC